GUUAGUUCAGUAGCGCCGUAAAGACUAAAAAAAUUAAGGAUUUUAAAAAAAUCUUUCUUUAUGUCGAUUGUUUAAUUAUUAAUUUGCGUUUUAUAAAGUUAUUUAAUUGAAGAAAUACAAACUAAAUUAAAUUUUCAAUCAUGAGAAGGCCUAAAAAGUAUCAAUCUGGAGAAGCAACAUUUUAUAUUUCAAGAAAGCAAGCAUUAAAAAGGCUUCAACUGACUUUAAAUGAUUUUCGUAGAUUAUGCAUUAUUAAAGGCAUUUAUCCUCGUGAACCAAAACAUCGACGUCGAGCUCAGAAAGGCUCAUCAGAUAUCAAAAUAUUAUAUCAUGCGAAAGACAUAAAAUUUUUAUUACAUGAGCCAAUCGUUUGGAGUUUGCGAAACUAUAAGAUUUUUGCCAAAAAAACUGGCCGUGAUCGUGCAAUUCGCGAUUUCCGUAAUUUAAAACGGCGUCUUGAACUGUUUCCACAAUUAAAACUUGAUCAUGUAGUUAAAGAACGUUAUCCAACAUUUAUAGAUGCUAUAAAAGAUUUAGAUGAUUGCUUAACUCUAUUAUUUUUAUUCAGCACUUUUCCUUCAAUUCAUUUGAUUCCUAGAGAGCAAUCAUCAUUAUGCCGAAGAUUAACUAUUGAAUUCCUUCAUUAUGUCAUAGCAGCUAAAGCAAUUCGAAAAGUUUUUAUUUCUAUUAAAGGAUACUAUUUCCAAGCCGAUAUAAAAGGACAUAAAGUGACAUGGAUAGUACCACAUUAUUAUCCGUUCAAACCGCACAGUAAAUCUGAAGUAGAUUUUAAAGUAAUGUCAAUUUUUGUAGAAUUUUAUACAAUAAUGUUGGGCUUUGUGAAUUUCCGUUUAUAUCAUCAAAUUAAUUUGGCAUAUCCACCACAAUUUCCUUCAAAUAUGCUGCAAGAUUCAGCCGAAACACUAUCAAACGAACAUAGUUUUGUUUCUGAUAGAAUAGCAGCAUUAAAUUUUGAUCUACUUCGAACAGAUAAUAGUAGUAUACAAGAAGAAGAAGAAAAUGAAAUAGAUAUGGAAUUGUUAGAAACUGAUACUGAUAACGCAACAAGAAUGGCAAAAUACAAAAAGGAUUCACAGAGUGUUAAAAAAUUGAAAAGUUUAUUUAAAGGACUAAAAUUUUUCAUAAAUCGAGAGGUACCACGUGAGCCGCUUGUAAUUUUAAUUCGUUCUUUUGGUGGAAGAGUAUCGUGGGAGAAAAGUAUUUUUCCUGGUGCUACUUAUGAUGAAAAUGAUGAAACUAUUACACAUCAUAUUGUUGAUAGACCAAGCUUAAGUAAACAGUAUAUAUCUAGGGAUUAUAUUCAACCGCAAUGGGUUUUCGAUUGCGUAAACCGCAGGGAACUUCUACCAACAAAUAAAUAUUUUAUUGGAGCUGUUUUACCACCUCAUUUGUCACCAUUUGUUGAUCCAAAACGUGAUGCUUAUGUUCCUCCUGAAGAAAAAGCUUUACGUGAUCCUUCACUAAUUGAAACUCAUGAACCAACCGAUGAAGAAUCAGAGGCAGAAGAUGAAAAACCGGAAAAUGUAGAUGAACAACUUGAAAGCUUAUUCCAACAAGAGUCUGCGGAAAUUGGUGAAACAAUGUCUGAUGAAAAUAACGAAAAUGAAGAAGAAGACGAUGAGGAUGAUGAAGAAGAUAAAGAGAAAAAACGUGAGAAAGAGAAAAAACAAAUGGCAGUUCAAUCUGGUAAAGUACAUAAGGAGAACAAGAGAGCAUUAAAGAAAAUCGAGAUCGAAGAACAUAGAUUAAAAGCACGAAUGGUUAAACCUCGUCACAGAAAUCUAUUCAGAAAAUUGAUAAGAGAUAAACAAUCUAAAGAAAAAGAAGAAUGGUUGCUUAAGAAAAAACGACGUGUACAUGAUCAAAAAAUUAAAACAGAAAGGAAACAAAAAAGAAAAGAAAUGAAAAAAAAAUUACUAGCUGACAAACAAUCUUAAACAAUUACUCUUAAUAUUUACUUUAUCAUGCAAUUGUAAAUUUUAAAGGCUGAAAUAAAUUUUCAGUAUAUCAAAAG
Molecule: messenger RNA, 2035 nt
Organism: Condylostylus longicornis
Lineage: Eukaryota; Metazoa; Arthropoda; Insecta; Diptera; Dolichopodidae
Product: pescadillo homolog
Exons: 5
Coding region: 141-1958 (605 amino acids)
Biological process (GO): maturation of LSU-rRNA from tricistronic rRNA transcript (SSU-rRNA, 5.8S rRNA, LSU-rRNA); ribosome biogenesis
Cellular component (GO): nucleolus; PeBoW complex
Molecular function (GO): RNA binding
Source: RefSeq, a predicted model, not a curated record